This is a messenger RNA of Penicillium soppii, 1122 nucleotides long. RefSeq lists its product as uncharacterized. Gene Ontology annotation, molecular function: DNA-binding transcription activator activity, RNA polymerase II-specific; zinc ion binding. The annotation marks the transcript as partial. The transcript is spliced from 4 exons. The record is from RefSeq and is a predicted model, not a curated record. Gene Ontology annotation, biological process: regulation of transcription by RNA polymerase II. Lineage: Eukaryota; Fungi; Ascomycota; Eurotiomycetes; Eurotiales; Aspergillaceae.
CCAUCAAUGCCCUCCCGUCGCAGUCACACAAAGUCCAGGAAGGGGUGCUUGGAGUGUAAAAGGAGACAUGUGAAGUGCGACGAAGGCGUUCCAAAAUGCAGCUUAUGCAGAAAGCGAAGAUUGGAGUGCAGCUAUCCUGCCCCAAAUGAGGAUGUGGAUAGCCCUCACAAUUCUUCUAUUACCCAGGAUGAAUCAGAAAGCGGCACUGGGACGCCGGCUGGGGUGCUGCCGCAAGCAACACGCAUGCUCGAGACGAGAUUGUUCCACCAGUAUAUGACAUCAACGUAUCAUACUCUGUCGCAGGAUGGACUUUCCGCAAAUCACCUUUCUAUGAACAUUCCCCUUAUGGCCACCUCAUGCUCUUACCUGCUCGAUGGCAUCUAUGCAUUGUCGGCUCUACACCUCGCCUCCAUCGAGACAGAAAACCGGGUCUCAUGGCUGGAUGCCGCCCUGAGAUACCAAAGCCAGGCAUGUUCUGGAUUAGGCAAGGUACUCCCAGGUAUAACGGCUCCGGAUUAUGAGCCAGCAUUCGUCACAUCGAUCUUUAUCAUGCUAUUCGCCAUGGGGUAUCGAGUGAUAUCUAUUGACAGUCAACCCCCCGACCCGCUUUCGGCGGUUCGCGAAGUUCGCACACUGAUAUCCGGCCCGGCCAUGCUGUUCGACCGAAUAGUCGAAGGCGGAUUUCAUGCCAAGUUGGAUGGCUGGAUGCACGUCCCUGACACAAAAGAAAGCCUCCAGGCUGGGGUACAUAGUCAGGGUGGCAAACCAGUAGAAGACACGGACUCGAAGAAAGGAACCGAUCAACCAGCUUACCAAAUCACAUGGCAGCAGCUGUACCAGGCGAUCGAGCCGUGGCCGAAGAUUGGCCCGCAAGGCGGCCCCCUUGCAUGGCCAUUAUUCCUUUCAGAUGAAUUCUUUUCACUCAUUCAGAACGGCGACUGGAUCGCUCGCAUUCUGUUCUUGCACUAUGGUAUCGCUAUGCGUCUUUUGUGCCAUCGAUGGUACGUGCGUGACUGGGGUCGUCGGCUUGUAUUGGCCACUUUGGAACCGCUGGACGAGAUUCCACAGGAAUGGGAGGAGACUAUAUCUUGGAUUAGACAAGCUGCUGAAAGAGAAGACUAG